This is a messenger RNA of Scomber scombrus (Atlantic mackerel), 4655 nucleotides long. RefSeq names its product oxysterol-binding protein-related protein 11-like. Lineage: Eukaryota; Metazoa; Chordata; Actinopteri; Scombriformes; Scombridae. Gene Ontology annotation, cellular component: intracellular membrane-bounded organelle; cytosol; membrane. The coding region runs from base 243 to 2402 and encodes 719 amino acids. The transcript is spliced from 13 exons. Gene Ontology annotation, molecular function: sterol binding. The record is from RefSeq and is a predicted model, not a curated record.
GCGAGCUAGCAGACAAUGCUAAUGCAGCUAGUCGCUAUAUCAGCAUAUUAGACAUGUUUUAUCUCUUAUUUAACAUAGCCAGUUAACAGCUUGGCGUCUGCAAGGUGUGCUGUGCGUUUUCUAUAAGAGAUGAACCUACAGCUUCAGUCUGUGUCCUAAAAAAGCGAGCUGGUCCACUUUAAUCACAUUAGCUUAGCGAGCUGAGUUAGCGUCUAAAAGGAGGUUUUUUGUCGCUGGUGACUAUGCAAGGGGAGACAGCGGCUAUACGAAAUACCACGGAAAACGAAGGGAAGCUGGAUGUAUUACCCCAGAUUAAGACCCCAAGCUCGGGGAGAGCAAGUGCCAAAAGCUGGCAGUAUAGUGAUCACAUGGAGAAUAUUGAUGGCUACUUGAUGAAGUACACCAACCUGGUGACAGGAUGGCAAUACAGGUUCUUUGUCUUAAACAAUGAGGCGGGCUUGCUGGAGUACUUUGUCAAUGAGCAGUCGCGGCCCCAGAAGCCCCGCGGCAUGCUCCCCUUGGCGGGGGCCGUCAUCUCCCCCAGCGACGAGGACUCUCAUACCUUCACUGUCAACGCCAUCAGCGGGGAGCAGUACAAGCUCAGGGCUACUGACGCCAAAGAGAGGCAGCACUGGGUGAGCAGACUGCAGAUCUGCACUCAGCACCACACAGAGGCCAUGGGGAAGAGUAAUCCCCCACCCAAGUCCCGCAGCUACUCUAUGGCGUCUCAAGGUAGCGGCAGCUCGCCCAUGUCCGUGCGCAGACCCAGCCAGAACCCUGCCUCCGUAUUCAACUGGUCACAUAUGCACAAGGGCUCGUCACUCUACUCCAGCAAGAGGUCCCUGCUGCCAGACCAUCUAUUGGACGCCAGAGAGAUGAUGACCACGGCACAGGGCCAGCACAGAGACCUGAUCCAGAGCAUAGAAGGCUUGCCUGCAGCCCCCGGCCUCUCCCCCCUAGACCAGGACCUGCUCAUGCUUAAAGCCACUUCCAUGGCCACCAUGAACUGCCUCAACGAGUGCCUGCACAUCCUUCACUUGCAGCAGGUGGCCAGGCAGAGAAGCUCCCUGGGAGGACCCACCAUCGAGUGGUUGGAGCCUAAGCUGCCCGACAUCCUGAAGAACGGCAGCAGCUCGCUGGGCAGCUUAGGGACAGGGGAGGGCCCGCUGGAGGGGAGUCGUCUGGAGCUCAGCAGUCCUGAAUCCUGCAGCUUCUCUGGGGAGCAGGAAGACAUAGACGCAGAGGACGAGCUGGAGGACUCCUUCUCAGUCAAAGAGGAGGACCUGGGCGCUGUGGAGGAGGAGCGCAGCGUCAUCCUACACCUGCUGUCCCAGCUGAAACUGGGCAUGGACCUCACGCGGGUGGUCCUCCCCACCUUCAUCCUGGAGAAGCGCUCUCUGCUGGAGAUGUAUGCCGACUUCAUGUCACACCCGGAUCUCUUUGUCACCAUCACUGACGGCAGCAGCCCGGAGGACCGUAUGGUCCGUUUUGUGGAGUACUACCUCACCUCCUUCCAUGAGGGCCGCAAGGGUGCCAUCGCCAAGAAGCCCUACAACCCCAUCAUCGGCGAGACCUUCCACUGCUCCUGGAAGGUACCCAAGAAACCAGAGGCCCCCAAGGAGCCCUCACAAGGAAGUCCUGACCCGGAUGCCUCCCAGGACUACCACCAAGUGCGCUUUGUGGCGGAGCAGGUGUCCCACCACCCCCCUGUGUCUGGCUUCUACGCAGAGUGCCAGGAGAGGCGGAUGUGUGUGAAUACACAUGUGUGGACCAAGAGCAAGUUCAUGGGGAUGUCCAUUGGAGUAUCUAUGAUAGGAGAAGGUUGUCUUAAUUUGCUGGAACAUGAUGAAGAGUACACCUUCACGCUGCCCUGUGCAUACGCACGCUCCAUCCUCACGGUUCCCUGGGUGGAACUGGGCGGCAAAGUCAACAUCAACUGCGCCAAGUCGGGCUACUCAGCAGUCAUCACCUUUCAGACUAAACCCUUCUAUGGUGGCAAACUACACAAAGUCACAGCGGAGGUGAAGCACAACCCCACCAAUGCGGUGGUGUGUCGUGUGCAGGGCGAGUGGAACGGCAUUCUGGAGUUCAGCUACACCAGCGGAGACACGAGGGUGGUCGACGUCACCAAGCUGCCUGUUACAAGGAAGCAAGUUCGGCCAGUUGAGAAGCAAGGACCAACCGAAUCCAGACGCCUGUGGCAGCAUGUCACAGAGUCCUUACGGCAGAAGGACAUCGACAAAGCCACAGAGCACAAGAGGAUCCUGGAGGAGAGGCAGCGGUCCGAAGAGAGGCACCGCGCUGAGACCGAAACCGAGUGGAGGACCAGAUACUUUGACAGGGAGGGUGACGGCUGGGUUUAUCACAAACCACUUUCAAAAAACUCUACUCUCAAAACCUAAUUUCUUCUCUCUGUAUCUUGGAUGUUGAUAUUGUAGAUUCAGGAACGUGUGUGGGAGUGAGAGAGAGAGAGAGAGAGAGAGAGAGAGUGUGUGUGUGUGUGUGUGCGUGCGUGAGUGAGUGUGUGUGUGUGCACGAGUUGUGGACGGUUAUUUGAAACGAGAGCAUGGCCUGCACUGACAUACAGAUGAAUGCAACAUGGGGAGAAGGACAGACAGACAACAUGACUUGACGGUGUUCUCGAAUCUCGAAUCUCACUCAUGAUGUUCACGAAGCCUCCAAGUACAAGCUUUUGUACUGCUGAUUACUUUUUUUUUUUUUUAAAUAAUCAAAUGUCAAUGAAAACAUAUUCUUGUACAGGUAACGGUACUCUAUUUACACAGCCUUAAGAAAGUCAGAUGAAUGAUGCUCUAAGUUUGGGUUCUGCUGGUCAACCUGGGAUAUUUUUUUCUCAUUAUUUUUAAGCUGUGAUAACACACUAAGGUGAGGAGUGUUUUUCCUACAAUAAGAUAUCCAACAUCAAGAAAAUCUAAAUAAUAGUUUAACUGCCUGAUAAACUCUAUGUUGGGAAACGGUUGUAAAUCGGAUUUGUAAAGUCGCUGUUAAUCAUCUUCAAUUAUGCUAAACCCAACAACAGUUUACCACACUGAAAUAAAAGAAAUGUCCACUGUAGUCAAGUUUAUUUACAUGCACACAAUAUUCUGAACUGAAGUAAGAAAAUGAGGAGAAUAGCCAGACACAGAUUUAAAAAGUAGUCAAAAUUAAAGCAGCAAAGAACGAGAUGUUCUAAUUAAGUCUCUAGUCAAGUUACAGAAGCACUUUAUAAUCCUACAAUUCCCAUGAUGCAACUUGGUAAACUAGACCCUUCCUGCAUGGUAAACAACGUCUCCAAGCCCAAGAUGAAUUUACAUCAAUAAAAAUAUUACUACUAUUAACUACAUAUACAUGCACCUACACAUUCAUACUCAAACAACCAUACACUUAACAUACAACCAUGCAUAUAUUUUAAAAUGCUCCAGAGACCCAAAAACAUGCUACUCAUGAGAGCACGGUUAUUUUCUCUCAAACGAUAAGAUAACUGCACUUCCCGUGACGAAAACAGAUUUUCAUGUUUAAAAAAGUUGCGCAUUGAUCCUUCAGCCAUGUGACUCUGACAUGGUUUCUGACUGGACUCCAUCGUCAGGUUUUGUCUUUAAUCAGGUUAACGUCAGAUUAAUCGUGUGCAUUUAAAUAUACAUUAUGUAGCUCUAAAUGAUCAUUUAUUUAAUUGUUCUUUUGAUGCAAUAUUGAUGUAUUAACCAAGUCACACUGCUGGAAUGGCAUGUCAUAGAUUAGAAAUAACCAAAUUUUUAAAUAUUCAAUUGAAUGAGUCACAUGUGAAUGCAUCUAAAUAACUGCUACCCCAAUUUUUUUUUCUUUUUUUUUUUCUUUUCAUUCUGUGGUUUUUGCGGUGGACGGAAGAAUUGUACAUGCAUGAAAGCAGAGAGUCUUUCUGUUCACAUCGAUUGCAGCAAGUAUACUACUCCUGUGUUUGCAUUACUUAAAUUUAUAAAUGUCUGUUGUAAAAGCUUUUAACCAAAUUUUGCUUGUUUUGUAAUGCAAAUAAAUAUAUUUCUUUGAAUGCGUGUUUAUCCCCUACCUUGCGCUUUAAUUGCUCUCAUUUUUAGAGCCACUUUUUGUAUAGACCUUCAGUGUUCAUGCUACCCCCCCCCCCUUUUUUUGGAAGCAAUUCCAGUCAAUACUGUGAUGUUUAUGUGAUAACCCUUUUUUUCUCCCCUUCUAAAUUGAAUUUUAGCCUCACGUUCUCAAAGCAUCCCAGUAUCUUGUAGGAAACAGUUCUUAUUCUCUCUACAGAAAGAGGAAAAACCACCCUGCCAUUUAAUAAGCUACUCCCUCCACGUCUUGGUGCCUUAUGCAAACUCUUUCUGUCUGUGUCUUCCAGCUAAAGAGCACAGCAUUUCCAUCAGUUAAUCACCUGAGUGAUGCAACGGAGUAUGUAUUAUUUCUGUUUUGGUGUGUGUGUGUGUGAGUUUUGAUUUUUCUUUUUAAGAAUCAGAUCUAGCUCCAGCCUUGGUGCUUUGAUGAUGAGAAAAGUUGACAGAAGCACUUUUAUCCUAGGUUUUGACAUUCUCUUUGGUUUUGAAUUAUACUGGUUGUCUUGCUGACCUAUGAAAUGCACUGACAUUGAAGGAAACCUGAUGUGGAAAGAAAUGGACAUGUGUGAUUAUAUUCAAAAAUAAAUUGCGUAUCAGUUG